UCCCCUUUCGGACUGAGGUACCCGGCCUGGUGGCCCCAGGACGUUCCCGACGCAUGGCGGAGUGCUGUGGAUGAUGCCCAUGAAGUUCUUAGUCCUUAUAGUUGCGCUGCUGCUAUGGCCUUCGUCCCUGCCAGCGUAUCGAAGAGUAACUGUGACGCCUGAUGAAGAACAAAACUUGAAUCAUUAUGUACAAGUUUUACAGAACCUAAUACUAAGUGUUCCCACUAAGGAGCCAGGUCGUCAGAAAAAAUCAAAGUCUCCAAAUAAUGUUAAUUCCAUAGGACCGAGAGUAUCAAGAGUUAAGGAGAUAAAUUAUACACAUGAUGUAAGUCCAGGUGACAAUGAUGUUUUAAUCAAUCCUGUCAGUGAAGAAACUACAACUUUCCCUACUAGGGGCUUCACCCUGGAAAUAGACAAGAAAAAACGUACUAAAAGCACAGCAUUCUGGUCGAUUAAACCAAAUAAUGUUUCUGUUGUUUUACAUGCAAAAGAGCCUUAUAUUGAGAAGGACGAGCCCGAGCCCGAGCCCGAGCCAGAGCCAGAGCCAGAGCCAACUGAACGUCGCACUGAGGCACCACAGCAAGUGCCAAGUGUUACUGAACCAAGCCAAGACGUCACCUCUUUAAGUAGGAGCACUGACUUUGACACCGUCAUGGAAGAAGAAGAUGUUCCUCAGCUCUCAGGUGACAAUGGAAUGGAUUAUCUUGAAUCACAUGAUGUGUAUAAUGAAGACGUUUUGAAAAGAAUUGCAGAUAUUAAUUCACAGUUGCAUCACAUACCUCUUCCUGAGAGCUACAAGCCAGAAUAUAGAGCGGACAUUCGAGCCUCUAAAGAACACCUAAAACGAAGCCUUGCUCUAGCAGUAGCAGCAGAACAUAAAUUAGAAAAAAUGUAUAAAUCCCAGAUGUUACCACAAGGACGAAGCAGUGGUGGAGUUUAUGACAUUGUAACUGUUAUUAACAUGCUGUAUAAUUCUAGAUAUAAAUUAUCUGAAUAUUUAGAUAUAAAAUAUGUUCCAUCAGAGAUGAGAGGGAAAGCUACUGUAGUAGUCCGUACAUUGAAAAAAAUACUAUGUGUUGGUCAUGGAGAAGAAACUCACAACCUCCUUAAGCAGUUAUUAAAUAAUAAUAUAAAAAUUUUACACAUACUUGAUACUCAUGACAAAGAUGAUUCAAGCUAACUGUGCAUUCAUUUGUGGGAGAAAUAAGCAUAUUAGUGAUUCAAAAGUUGUAUGAAAAUAUUUUCUAUUGUAGUUUACUGUGUUAACAUCUUUAUAUGUCAUGUGUUAUGAAAAAUUUUCAUAUGCACUGAAACCUAACAAUUUAAAAUAAAAAUUUGAUUCAGGA
Cervus elaphus (red deer) is the source of this 1346-nucleotide messenger RNA. RefSeq names its product sperm equatorial segment protein 1 (gene SPESP1). Bases 71 to 1180 code for a protein of 369 amino acids. The transcript is spliced from 2 exons. Gene Ontology annotation, biological process: fusion of sperm to egg plasma membrane involved in single fertilization; acrosome reaction. The record is from RefSeq and is a predicted model, not a curated record. Gene Ontology annotation, cellular component: acrosomal vesicle. Lineage: Eukaryota; Metazoa; Chordata; Mammalia; Artiodactyla; Cervidae.